UGUGAUGUCCGCCAGAGGUCACCAUUUUUCGCUCUCGCGCGCGCCUUCGGUCACGCACGCGCACGGUCUCUAGGCUACCCGAGAGCCUCCUCGUCAGUCGGCGUCCGCGGACCUUCGAGGCUCUCGGAGCACUUUGUGUGCGUCCACGCGCGUUUUCGUCGCCUCACUAGCUCCGCGGUUGACAUGAGCAGCGGCGGCCCGGCGGACGUCAACGCUCCCCGGUGAACAAAGCGGCCGCAGCGCGCUCGUGGUUGGAGCGAACAGGAGGAGGAGCUCGGAAAUGGUCGCCGGGCACCGCCGGUGAACGCCGCCGCGUUGAUGCGGCAGCGAGAAGGCGACACGCCGAGCGAGUAAAUAGUUUUCCACGUCCGUAAUCAUCUUUUAGCGAGGGGACGUCUUCCAGAUGGCGGCCGUGGUCAACUACUCGCCGCCCUGGUGGGUCAACCUGCUCCACCGUUUGCCUCAUUUCAACUUGGACUUCCAGAUAGUCAGCAGCGACUUUCGGCCCGAAGACCCCGAGUAUCAAAAGUCGGUGUUGCUGCUGGGCUCGGUGGCUCUGUUGUGUUUGGGUCUGGACCUGGUGUUCCUCCUCUUCUACUCUUUCUGGCUGUGCUGCCGUCGCCGCAAGAACGGCGAGUCGUCGUCUUCGACGCACUCGCACCACACGCACUCCCAGCAGCAGCCCAGCGCAGACUGCUGCUGCACGGCCUGGUGUGUCAUCAUCGCCACCUUGGUGUGCAGCGCUGGGAUCGCUGUGGGCUUCUACGGGAACGGCGAGUCGAGCGACGGCGCCAGUCGCGUGGCGUAUUCCCUGCGCCACGCCAACCGCACCGUAUCGGGCAUCGAGAAACUGGUGUCGGACAGCGCCGUGGGGCUGAACCAGACGGUGGAGGAGAACCUGGUCCAGCUGGAGACGUCCUACCAGGAGCAGACAGACUACGUGUCUAUUGUCCAGAAGCUUCAGGGACAGCUGGACGAGCUGGUCAGGCUCAUGGUGGACAUCCCCUUCUGGUCCAACACGGAUGUGUCCCUGGAGGACUUGGCGCGCCAAACGGAGGCCUUUGACUUCUACAGGUGGUUGGGUUACCUUGGCUUGCUGUUGUUUGACGUCCUCAUUUGCCUCCUGGUUCUCUUUGGACUCAUACGGAAUUCCAGAGGAACUCUUAUCGGCGUGUGUCUGCUGGGAGUGCUGACGCUCGUGAUCAGUUGGGUGACUCUGGGCUUGGAACUGGCUGUCGCUGCGUCUGCCAGCGACUUCUGCGAUUCUCCCGACACGUACAUUGUGCGCGCCACCAAGGAGAACGGCGUCAUCAAUCAAGAUAUCCUGCAGUAUUACCUGAAGUGCAAUCCGGGACAAGUCAACCCGUUCCAGCAGAGGCUGUCGGGGAGCCACAAAGCGUUGGUGGAGAUGCAGGACGACGUGUCGGAGCUUUUGCGAUCGGCCACACGGGAAUACGCCAACACUAAAGAAAAUCUGGAUCAGAUCCAGUCAGUGCUGAACUCCACGGAGGUGGGCUUGCACCAGCUGACGGCACUGGUAGAUUGUCGCAGCUUGCACAUGGACUACGUGCAAGCGCUGACGGGCCUGUGCUACGAUGGCGUGGAGGGUGUCAUCUACCUGGUGCUCUUCUCCUUCGUCACGGCGCUCAUGUUCUCCUCCAUCGUCUGCAGCGUGCCGCACACCUGGCCCGGCAAGAGGACGGAUGAGGAGGACGGAGAAGACGAGUCGGGCGCCUCGCGGGGCGGCGGCGUUCAUGAUAACCUCUACCGCGUUCACAUGCCCAGUCUCUACAGCUGCGGCUCAAGCUAUGGUAGCGAAGCUAGCCUGCCCGCCACCGCCCACACUGUCAGCAAUGCGCCCGUCACUGAGUACAUGAACCAGAACGCAAACUUUCAGACCCCCCGGUGUGAGAACACCCCCUUGAUUGGCAGGGAGUCCCCUCCACCCUCUUACACCUCCAGUAUGAGAGCCAAGUACCUGGCCACCAAUCGCCCCGAACAGAACCGCCGCUCCGUCCCCAACGACCAACUGGACCCGGCCAGCCGGCCCCACGCCAACGCCCGGCCGCAGUCUUCGGUCCACUAGUGCACGAUCAUCACACGCAUACACAGAUACACAGGCACACAUAUACACGCUGUACAAAAGCUGUAAAUAGUAAUCAUAACUCCAACACUGAUUUAAUAACCGGUGAUGUGCUGUACUGUGCACUUAUGUUUGUGUAUCUCACACAGCCACACACUUACACACACCUGUUUAGGCGACAUCUACUUGUACAUCUUCAUAACACCUAAGACUUGUCCAUACAUCUCUUUUUUUUUUUUUUUUCUGGAAUUCGAGCACUCAGGAGUGUUUUGACCGAGGGGCUGACCAUGUGCCAAAUUUAACGAGGGUGCCUGAAAAUGAUGCCGUGAAAUGCUCUCUUUCCAUGUACAGAAACGGUAAAAAUUAAAGUUGCAAUGGGGAGAAGAAGAGGAGGAAGGACGCUGGGAAAAGCAGAAAAAUGUUUGCUUGGUGCUAACGUGAGCCGGAGAGGGGAAAAAAAUUUUUUUUUUCCCCCCCAAGUAUUUUACCACAAGUGAUACUGUGAUAAACUUUUUUUGGGGGGAGGGUGGGAUUCUCAUAAGCACAAUUCUUUUCUUCAAGGCGGCUUUAUGAAGGCUAAAUGGCCACUGCCGACGUUCCUCCCAUUACUGUACAGUAUCUAAAGAUCAAUAGUGAACAUGUGCUUGUGUGUGUGUGCGUGGUUAGCAUUGCACUUUUUCUUUGUUCACAUUCGAGACAUGCAGCUGCUACACACACACACACACACACACACACACACACACUUGUGCACUUGUCAACGUUUAGACAGGAACAAUAACUUCCACUUCUCAAAUAUUUACGAAGGAAAUGCUGUUUUUAGCUGUUAACCAGCACAUGGGGGGGGUGAGGAUAAAAUAGUGUAAUAUGCAUGCCAGGCCAGAAGUUGGCAGUGUCAUUCUGCUUACUAAAUGUAGACUUUUGUCUAGGAAGCAUCGUAAAAAUAAACAUGUCACUUCUAGCUUAUAGCAUUUGGUUGCUAAUAGUAACUUCCAGUAUUUGAAAAAUGUAUUUGUAGGCUGUUGCCAGCAAAAAAACAACUUUUUUUUUAGCUAUUAAAGAUCACACACACAGUAAGUGUAAGCUAACUGUUUUUGGGCGUGAUUCACUUAAAAGGACAAACAAUCUCCGUUCACGCAGAUACCCCAAAAGGUCUAAAACAGCUAUAAUAUGCACGCCAAACCAGAAUUUCGCACCUCAAAAACAGGUAAUUUUGUUUUAAACGAUUAUGUGCACACAAGCGUACUUUUACGAGACAACAACCUAGAAAUACUUAUAGGGUGUUUUUUGACAUUGAAAAAGACAAAAGUAUCGUCACACAAAAUGAUCUAGUAUGCAUGCCGGACCAGUAGAUGGCGUUGUCAUUUUUUUGUGUGACGAAAGGCUAAAUGCACAUUUGUUGCAAAAAUAGACUAUGGUCCAAGUUGUUUGCAUAAAUGCUGAGAUAGUGCUUUCAUCUUUCAGUUUAUUUGACAGUUUUUCAAAUAUUGGAUUUUUAGACUGUUGCUGUUUAACAAAAAAAAGACCGUUUUUAGCGCAACAUUGUUGUCUAAACAUCCCGUGACUACGCACUUUUGCAUCGCAAAUCAUACACCUUGUCGGAGAAGUGCCGUUAACAACUAGCGUUAUCUAGCCCUGUGUUCCACUUCCAUUCUUUUACUGUACAGAUCAUAAUUCUUUUGUGUUUGGACAGGAAUAAGUCCGCAGGGUGUUGUCGGGUCAACCAACAGGUCCAAACCAUCUUGUUUUUAGCCAUAUGGCAAAAAAUGUCCGCCUAUUAGCUUAGUUGACUUGGAAGUUGGCCAAACGUCCUACCCUGUACAGAAUUAGCACAUUUAAAUUCUUGGAUUUUAACCACCACUUCUCGUAUUAGCGAGACAAUCUUACAUUUUUAGGCUAACCGCACUACUUAGCCGCGUCGUGCUAUGUUCGAGUAUUUGACGCCUUUCAUAAUGUUUUUAAAAUGUCUUUCCACGCUCAUCAGUUUUUUUUAAAUAAUCUUACUGUCUUGUAACGUAAUGGACGUUCUAAGAUUUAAAAAAAAAAUACUAGUUAGACGUUUUUCUACAGUAUUGCUCUUUUCAUUUUUAUUUCCAUGAUUCUACUACGAAAGAAACAAAAGUAUUAAUGAUGUACAUGUCCAAACUGUGGUAAUAUUCAAGCUGGAAAAUAAAUGUUGGAAAAAAAAGUGAAAUUAAAGCAACUUUAA
Molecule: messenger RNA, 4289 nt
Organism: Syngnathoides biaculeatus (alligator pipefish)
Lineage: Eukaryota; Metazoa; Chordata; Actinopteri; Syngnathiformes; Syngnathidae
Product: protein tweety homolog 3-like
Exons: 15
Coding region: 404-2086 (560 amino acids)
Cellular component (GO): plasma membrane
Molecular function (GO): intracellularly calcium-gated chloride channel activity; volume-sensitive chloride channel activity
Source: RefSeq, a predicted model, not a curated record